Messenger RNA from Neoarius graeffei (lesser salmon catfish), 2725 nucleotides. It is a transcript of the gene ints9, whose product is annotated as integrator complex subunit 9. The transcript has 17 exons. The record is from RefSeq and is a predicted model, not a curated record. Gene Ontology annotation, cellular component: integrator complex. NCBI's taxonomy places the organism in Eukaryota, Metazoa, Chordata, Actinopteri, Siluriformes, Ariidae. Bases 95 to 2071 code for a protein of 658 amino acids. Gene Ontology annotation, biological process: snRNA processing.
CCACCGACGAAGAAGUGAGCGAGUAAAAUUAAACCAUUAGCCGUUUCGGACAGUGUUGCUAAUAUUUAUAAUUUACACCACAUAGUAGGCAAAUAUGAAAUUGUAUUGUUUGUCUGGUCAUCCGACGUUGCCGUGCAACGUUCUCAAGUUUAAAUGCACCACCAUCAUGCUGGACUGCGGUCUGGACACCACCUCAGCUCUGUAUUUCCUCCCUCUGCCUCUGGUACACAGUCCGAGACUGUCCAAACUCUCAGGAUGGGUCUCCAAGGAUGGAACAGUGAACCUCGAGAAAGAGCUAAAGGAGUGUGCCGGUCGUGUGUUUGUGGACUCGGAGCCAGAGUUUUGUCUCCCUGAGAGAGAGCUGCUCGACCUGUCGACUAUCGACGUCAUCCUGAUUUCUAACUACCACUGCAUGAUGGCGCUGCCCUACAUCACCGAGCACACCGGCUUCUCCGGCACCGUCUACGCCACCGAGCCGACAUUCCAGAUCGGCAGACUGCUGAUGGAAGAGCUGGUUAAUUUCAUGGAAAGGGUUCCAAAGGCUCAGACUGCCACCUGCUGGAAGAACAAGGAAAUACAACGGCUGCUGCCCGGGCCUUUGAAGGACGCAGUGGAAGUGUGGUCAUGGAAGAAGUGCUACAGCAUGCAGGAAGUGAACUCUGCUCUCAGUAAAGUGCAGCUGGUGGGCUACUCGCAGAAAGUGGAGUUGUUUGGUGCAGUGCAGGUCACCCCUCUGAGCUCCGGCUAUUCCCUGGGCAGUUCAAACUGGAUCAUCCAGUCUCACUAUGAGAAAGUGUCCUAUGUCUCCGGCUCAUCCUUGCUCACCACACACCCUCAGCCUAUGGACCAGAGCUCUCUGAAGAACAGUGAUGUUUUGAUCCUAACCGGCCUGACCCAGAUCCCCACGGCCAACCCGGACGGCAUGCUGGGAGAAUUCUGCAGCAACCUGGCCAUGACAAUCCGAGCUGGAGGGAACGUCUUGGUGCCGUGUUACUCCUCUGGUGUGAUUUACGACCUGCUGGAGUGCCUCUACCAGUUCAUGGAUUCUGCUAACCUGGGAAACACACCCUUUUACUUCAUCUCACCUGUGGCCAACAGCUCGCUGGAGUUCUCCCAGAUAUUUGCAGAGUGGCUGUGUCAGACGAAGCAGUCCAAGGCUUACCUUCCUGAACCUCCUUUUCCACAUGCUGAGCUGAUCCAGACCAACAAGCUGAAGCAUUACCCGAGUAUCCACGGCGAGUUCAGCAGCGACUUCAAACAGCCGUGUGUGGUGUUUACGGGGCAUCCAUCACUGCGCUUCGGGGAUGUAGUGCACUUCAUGGAGCUGUGGGGCAAAUCCAGUCUCAACACCAUCAUCUUCACCGAGCCUGAUUUCUCCUACCUGGACACUUUGGCUCCUUAUCAACCCCUGGCCAUGAAGUGUGUGUACUGUCCCAUCGACACACGCCUCAACUUCCACCAGGUUUCCAAACUCCUGAAGGAGGUUCAGCCACUUCACGUUGUGUGUCCAGAGCAGUACACUCAGCCUCCUCCUUCUCAGUCUCACCGGUCUGAUCUGAUGUUAGAGCUGCAGCCUCCUCCUCUACCCUACAGCCGAUGCUCCGUUCUCAAUCUGCCCUUCCACCGCACAUACGAACGUGUCCACCUUCUGCCUGAGCUCGCCAAAACUCUUGUGCCCUCCGAGAUUAAACCUGGCGUCUCUGUGGCAAACGUGUCCGCAGCUCUGCAAUCCAAGGACAACAAGCACGUCCUCCAGUUGGUGCCCAAGCCAGCUCCUGUAGCUCCCAGUAAGAAGAGGAAGAGGCUAAUGGAGGAGGUUCCUGAGCUGUCGAGCCCAAAGCCCCUGCUGAGUGGAGCUGUGCCUCUGGAAACCUUCCUCGCCUCACUGCACAAGAGCGGAAUCUCGGAGGUGAAGGUGGAGGAGACAGCAGACGGCCAUAUCCUGCACCUGCAGGCCGAGGAUGCGCUCAUCCAGCUGGAGGAGGACGCAACGCACAUCGUGUGCGACAACAACGAGCCCCUGCGCGCUGCUCUCAGGGACCUGGUGCUCCGCUUCCUCCAGAAACUCUAACCUCUGACCUUUUGAGUCUGGACUUUUGUGGGUCAGUAGUGGUGAGCAGUGGGACGCGACUGAGGCCACGGAGAUUAUUUGUGGUUUAAGUAAACACAGAAACUCGCUGUAAACAUGGGAUGAGACGCAUCGCAGGGCACGAGUUCUCACUGGAGAACACGGUACAUCACCGAUAAGGGCCAACAUUCCUUAUCGCACUAAUGACAUCAGUUUGUCUUACUCCUCGUGCUCCUGAGCCACUUAAACAUUCCCAGAAUGCACUGCUUUUAGAAGGAAAGUUACUGUGUAGAUCUGUAUAUAUCAAUUUAUCAAGGUUAACAAUAAAAUACAAAUUACUAAGAACUUUUAUUUUAAAAAAUGAACAAGGUGCAUCUUCAUUCCUGUUUAAUAAAUCAGGUAAUUUGUUCAUUUAUGAGUAACUGUAAUAUCACGGUACAUUUAACAGUUAUUCCAUGAAAUCGAGUCGUACGUGAGCCGAUAGCCGACGAGGCACGUCGCACCAGGUCGGCAAUAAUCCGUGUACGACAAGAUAGAGUGGAGUAACUGUUUUAUUCUAUCCACAUUCACUGGAUUUCCAGAAACGGAGCAUUUUUGUUAUUUUUUGCAAUAAAAGCUUUGCACAAAACGUCCAACAAAAUCAUUUCCGCUUAGAAU